Molecule: messenger RNA, 4062 nt
Organism: Penicillium bovifimosum
Lineage: Eukaryota; Fungi; Ascomycota; Eurotiomycetes; Eurotiales; Aspergillaceae
Product: C2 domain protein
Exons: 4
Coding region: 1-4062 (1353 amino acids)
Source: RefSeq, a predicted model, not a curated record
AUGUCGACAGCAUCUAGCCAAUCCCGAGGAGUCAACCGACGGAUCAACAGUCUUCAGAAUGAAAGUCGCCAUGAGCGCAACUCCUCCAUAUCACGACGACGGCCGCUAAACGCCAACGUGGCAUACAGCCAUGCCCUUCGGGUCGCCUAUCUAGCCUAUCUCCUCCACCCUCGUUCUCGUCGCAUCCAAAAUGCUCCCGUCGCGCCGGCGCGGCCAAAACGAUCCUCCACUUCCAUUCAUGACUUGAUGAGCGAUUUCUCCCUGGUCAGGGACUCCAAGAGCACAAGGGUUCCCCAUGGUUUCGUGGCCGAGCUGGAGAAACGGCUGACGGGGGUAUUGAUCGGGAAGGAGAAGAGGAAGGAAUACCAGGACCACCUAGUGGUGCGGACAUUCGCUGUCUUUUUAAACGUUCUGAAGGAGGACUCGUUCCGGAGACGCAUGGAGAAAGAUCGACGAGCUGAAGACUUGCUCCUUAUCUUUUACUCAAACGCUGUGAAAGAGCUUGGAAAGGGCAAAGAGCCCGACGAUGACAGCUGGAAGCUCAUGGUGGAUCGACACGUCGCGCUCUUUGUCCGUCUCCUUGCGCUUACAUUGAAGGAUCAUGAGUGGUCGAAGGACCGUCCAGAGUUGGCCAAUCGAUUGUCGGUGUUGGAAAACAAGCUUCUCCUGCAAGAUCAGGACCUCAUGCAGGCAAACGGUCCUGCGUCUACGACAGAGAACGCUGGCGCAUUGAGUUACAAUGUGAAGGACAUGCCGCUGGUGCAGCAUGUGGCCAAGAUCUUUGGGAUGACCACAUCCCAGGCACAAUCCGAGAUUGAUAAAUACAAGUCUACUUGGACAGAAAAGGCAGCGCUGCAGGACCUAAAGACCUACCAAGCCCACCUCAACCUUCAGACGCGCAAAACAAUGUCAAGAGAUGAUUUUGAGUCGGAUGAAGCCUAUGAGACCUGGAAAAAGAGCGAAGGCCCCGAUCUCUCCCAGAUGAUGCUCGCAAUUGUGCAAUCCAACCCCGAGCUGGCCAAAAGUACCCCGGGGUCUCUUCCUCAGUACAAUUCGAGUCCGCACGAGAAUCCUGACCUGGCAAGGACAUCUUCUGGUCGGACUGAUAGAACAUCGUAUGUCAUUGACCAGCCGGUUGAUUUGAGUGGGCUUUCUCUGGAAGAUUCAGAUGAAUCCGAUACAUACAUUUUCAUACCGUCUGACCCUCGGGCGACAUACAAGUUCAUCUUGUCCCAGACCUUGAGUCACGAUCUCCGAGACCGUGAACUGGAAGCUUCCCAAGCAACGUCCGAUGUGCCUUCUAUGAAACUCCUCUCCAAGCAGUCCACCGAGCUGCUCAAUGAGAUAUGUGUCCGCUGGCGGAUCCCCGCCUUCUCCCGCGUCGUGUUGUUCCUCGAGGUGGCUCAGGACAAAUUCGUCGACAAUGAAAUCGACCUCGAUACUCUCGACUCGGCAUUUACUUUUGUGAAAGAAAUGCCUUCGGGUGAGAACCGCAAACGCAGUAGCUUCGUUGCUUCCACAGUCUUUGAUCGGAAGCGAUGGACCGUACAUGAUCUACAGGCGAUGCAGCAUUUGUUGUCCAAGCUCCACGAGGCUCUGCUCCGGGAGCUUUAUGAAGCCAUGAUGGAUUGCUUCGAGGCAAAGCCCCGCCCACUCGGCCCAGUAAUGUAUGUUCUGGAGACCCACGUCCAGACGGAUCCCAACUAUAUUGAAGACCCCGAAGACAUCGAUCGAUUCAGCACGUAUGUGCAAGAAGGACUUGCUCAAAAAGCAACAACGAAGUAUCAAAGCCUUCUUAGCCAACUUAUCCCAGUGGAACAAGAGGCUUGGGAUUUCGAUCAUGUUGUUCAGCUUGGCGAUGCCAUUUCCAGGCUUGCGCUAAAGAUCCAGAAACGCUACCGCAAUAACCCGGAGAUCAUGGGGGUGAACCCAUUCACGACCUUGUGCCACAAUGUACUUCCCAUGUUCGCUGAGGAUGCACACGAGAUGAUCAUCAGGAUCAUGGAUCAGGCAAAAGCGAGGGGCGAGGAAAUUGCUAUCCAAGAUGGCUUUGACCUAUACAAGCAGCUUGCUAUUGUCAGACGGUUAUUCCGUAACACACAUGAAGAUGCUCCAUUCCCCUUCCAUGUGGAGAGUCUACUGCAAGAGUUCGUCUGGCGAUGGCUUCGCCUCACUGACCAAAAGAUCAUGGACUGGGUGAGCCAAGCUACCAGACAAGAUGCGUUCGCCGUUCGCGCCGAUGGUGCGGCAGAUCUUGCCCCCGAAGACGCUCGUCACAGUGUGUCGGUGAUUGACAUUUUCCGAUCUUUCAAUCAAGUUCUGGAAAGUCUGGUAAAUCUGGAGUGGGACGAUGACCUCCAGUAUGCGAAGUUCAUGACGCAUCUUUCCAACUCUAUUGGUAAAGGUGUGGCAACUUACUGUGACUCCUUGGAGAAAAUGUUUACGCGGGAGAUGGAUCGUCUCACACCCGAACAGGAGGCGGCUCUGAACCAAACCACCCAGGAGAAGUUGAUGCAGUUCGCCAAAGACACCUGGACCAAUAAGGACAAAAUCGAGCCCUUCCAAUUCUCGUCCGAGUCUCUGGUGAAACUGAAUAACAUCGAGUAUGCACUUGCCCAGCUUGACAAGCUCGAGAAAGACAUUAAUGUCGACGGAUGCGCGGAGGUCAUUGCGAAACACACUCCACCGCAGCUCAAGAAGGUCCGCAAGUCUACCAACUACGUCUUUACGAUCAAGGUAGUGGAGGCCGAAGACUUGAAAGCCUGUGAUAUCGGUGGUGGUAGCGACCCAUAUGUCGUUUUGACGGAUGAGUACCAGAAACGAAUCGCGAAAACCCGCACCAUCUACAAUAACCUCAACCCCCGAUGGGAGGAUGCGGUGGAUCUCACUACUCAAGGCCCUAUAAAUAUCAUCGCUACCAUCUGGGAUUGGGAUGCAGUGGGCGAUCACGACUACGUUGGUCGCACAUCGAUCAAGCUGGAUCCAGUGCACUUCAGUGACUUCCUGCCCAGAGAGUAUUGGCUCGACCUGGAUACUCAAGGUCGGCUGUUGCUCCGAGUCAGCAUGGAAGGCGAGCGAGACGACAUCCAAUUCUACUUCGGCAAGGCCUUCCGCACGCUGAAACGAACCGAGAGAGACAUGACGCGAAAGAUCACCGAGAAGCUGUCUGCAUAUAUCAGCAACUGUCUGUCUCGGCGAACGCUGAAGUCUCUCCUCUCUCGUGGAAUCAGCAUAUCCAGCGUCUCGAGCUUCUUGAACCGCAACCGGGCCCAGCCAGCCCCAGCUGGUCCCUCCCCGGCAGACGUCGAAAACGCACUGACUCCACUAUUCAACUAUUUCAAUGACAACUUCGCCAUCAUGAACAAAACCCUCACGUCUGAAGCCAUGAAGAUGGUGAUGGCUCGCCUAUGGAAGGAAGUACUUGCCACCAUCGAGAGUCUCCUCGUGCCUCCUCUCUCAGACAAGCCAUCCCACCAGAAGCCCUUGACCAUCCAAGAAGUCGACAUCGUAUCACGCUGGCUCGUGCUGCUCUUAAACUUCUUCCACGCGGUUGACGAAGACACCGGAGAAGCAAACGGUGUCCCAAUCGAUAUCCUGAAAUCACCCAAAUAUCACGAAAUCCAGUCUCUGAAUUUCUUCUACUUCGAACCAACGGAGAACCUCAUUCGCACUUCGGAGCGCAUGGCCUCGGCAACCGUCAACCGCCAACAGGCAAACCGCAACCGCGCUUCUGCCCCUGCCCACCUCGGCAACACGGGUAGUGGCUACGGCGGUUUAGGACUCCCCGCUGCCCGUCGCGCCAAGAGCAUCAUGCUCUCCCGCAAUCUGGGCACGAUGAAGAAGGCCAAGGAGGAGAAGCGGCGGGAGGCGCAGGCUGAUCCCAACGACGAUAUGAUCCUGCGCAUUCUCCGCAUGCGCCCCGAAGCUGCUGGCUAUCUGCGCGAUCGCAGUCGUCAGAAGGAAAGGCUCGCUGCUGCGGCGGCGGCCGAUGCUAUCGUCAAGCAGAGCCUGAUGGCUGGUGCUGGAAGCCGCAUGAGCGGUAUCAUUCCCCAUGCCCGAUGA